GGCGACGCAGCUGUGUAGUAAAGGUGCAGCUGGUGUGUCCGGGUCGCUCGGGGGUUUCCUGCGCCGCCCCCAAUGCGGACUGCUGGCCGUUGAAGAGCACCGACUCCGGUUUGGUGGUUCGCGUCUCCGGUCCAUCCGCCAUGCCGACUGUUCUUUGUUACAUUUUACUGAAGAGGAGCCGCUCAGAUCGGAGUUAAAACCCGGCUAGAGUGUGGGAACAACUCAAAUCCUGGAUCCCAUCUCCAGCACGGAAUGCAUACGUUAAUGUGCAUGCUCCAACCGUAUCGCCUAAAACCAGAACCCAGUUAAUGUUGUCAUAAUACGCCACCGUUUAGUCAGGAGGUCUGAUGCACGCAUGCAAUACAGCUGAAGUGUCCCAGGUUAAAUGUUGGCAUAAUGGCUGAGCAGACGCCAGAUGAGUUCAUCUGGUGUGAGGACUGUGGCCAGUACCAUGACUCCGAGUGUCCUGAGCUGGGGCCCCUGGUGACUGUCCAGGACUCCUUCGUCCUUAGCCGGGCCCGGUCGUCUCUACCAAACAGCCUGGAGAUCCGACAGGUGGCUGACGGCCACGAGGGGGUGUUUGUUCUGCGCCGGCUGGUCAAGAGGACCCGCUUUGGGCCCUUUGAGGCUAAGAGGGUCCCCCACCUGGAGAAGGAAGGAGCCUUCCCUCUUAAGAUCUUCCAGAAGGAUGCCGUGGUGGUGUGUUUUGACUCCAGCAGCGAAGAAGACUGCAACUGGAUGAUGCUGGUGCGACCUGCCACCGACCACAAACACCAGAACCUGACGGCCUACCAGCAGGACGAGGACGUGUACUUCAACACCUCCCAGGAUGUGCUCCCAGGAACAGAGCUGAGAGUCUGGUACGGCGCGUUCUAUGCCAAGAAGAUGGAGAAGCCCAUGCUUAAGCCUCCACUUCAAGCAGCACUUCCCCUAGAGGUGACAGAGACCUCGGAGAAACCUGGAGCCCACAUGCCCCCAGUGGCAGAAGAAAACAAUGCAGGCAACAUGCCGAGUCAUGGCGACGAGGUGAAGACGGCAACAGUGCUUCCGGUCGACCCACUCCUGCCCCAAGAGGAGAGCCUGGUCGGCCUGGGUGAGGAGCAGGGCGACCCCCCCGCAGCUCAACCGGGCCCCAAGAGAGGGCCGGGCCGGGGGAGGCGAGCUAAGGGACGCAGGCCCGGAGCUACAGCCACCGCCAGCAAAAACAAAGAUGUGAAGCCCUCGGUGGAGAGCUCCAAGCCGGCGGCCCCAGAGGCAACAGCAGCAGCAGCAGCAGCAGCAGGGAGCAGCAGCCUGCGGAGCACCGCUGACGGCGGGGCCGUCCCCAAGAGACACAAAGCCAGAGAGCACAAGAGGGUGUACCGCUGCUCCCUCUGCAACAAGGUCUUCCAGAACAGCAGCAACCUCAACAGACACAUCCGAUCGCAUGGUGAUAAGCUGUUCAAAUGCGAUGAGUGUGACAAGUUGUUCAGCCGCAAGGAGAGUCUAAAGCAGCACAUCUCUUACAAGCACAGCAAGAACAUGCCUGACCAGGACUACAAAUAUAAAUGCAACACGUGUGAGAAAUCCUUUCGCCUGGAAAAUGCCUUAAAGUUCCACAACUGUCGGACAGACGACAAGACGUUCCAGUGCGACAUCUGCUCGCGGUUUUUCUCCACCAACAGUAACCUUUCCAAGCACAAGAAGAAGCACGGCGAGAAGCUCUACUCCUGUGAAAUCUGCAACAAGAUGUUCUACCGCAAAGAUGUGAUGCAGGAGCACCACAGGAGGCACGGUGUGGGACCAAAGCACAUGAAGAGAGAGGAGCUGGAGGUCAACGGAGAAGAGGGGAGCAGGUACAGGAAGGAGCCGUCCCCCUGUCCCAUCUGUGGCAAGGUGUUCUCCUGCAGGAGCAACAUGAACAAGCAUCUGUUGACUCACGGCGAUAAGAAGUACACCUGUGAAAUCUGCGCUCGCAAGUUCUUCCGCGUGGACGUCCUCCGAGAUCACAUUCACGUUCACUUCAAGGACAUCGCCUUAAUGGACGAGCAGGAGAGAGAGGCCUUCAUCAACAAGAUUGGCAUUUCAGCAGACGACAGCGACGAAACGGACGACGACGAAGAGGAAGACGAUCCCGAGCACCACAAGUACAACUGCAAGAAAUGCCAACUGUCAUUUGCGAAGGGCAAAGAGUACCUGAAGCACAUCAUGGAGCAGCACAAGGAGAGGGGCUACGGCUGCGGGAUCUGUAACCGACGUUUCGCACUGAAGGCCACGUACAAUGCUCACCUGGUGAUCCACAGAGAGCAGCUGCCUGACCCUGCAGUGCAGAAGUACAUCCAUCCAUGUGAAAUUUGUGGCCGGAUCUUCAAUAGUAUUGGUAACCUGGAAAGGCACAAGAUCAUCCACACUGGGGUGAAGAGCCACGGCUGUGAUAAGUGUGGCAAAUCCUUUGCAAGAAAGGACAUGCUGAAGGAGCACCUGAGGGUUCACGAUGACAUCCGGGACUUCCUGUGUGCAGAGUGCGGGAAAGGCAUGAAGACCAAGCACGCUCUGAGGCACCACAUGAAGCUUCACAAGGGCAUCAAAGAGUACGAGUGCAAGGAGUGUAACCGCAAGUUUGCCCAGAAGGUCAACAUGCUGAAGCACUACAAGAGACAUACGGGUAUAAAGGACUUCAUGUGUGAGCUGUGUGGAAAGACGUUCAGUGAGAGGACGACUCUAGAAACGCACAAACUCAUCCACACAGUGGGUAAGACGUGGACGUGUGCGACAUGCGAUAAGAAGUACCUGACAGAGUACAUGCUGCAGAAGCACGUCCACCUCACUCACGAGAAGGUGGAGGCCCAGUCGUGUCACCUCUGCGGGACCAAAGUGUCCACCCGCGCUUCCAUGAACCGACAUCUGCGACGCAAACACCCCGAGGUGGUGUCUGUCAGAAUGGAUGAGUUUGAUGAACUUCAGGAGGCCUCGACAAUCACAAUCAAUGAUUCGUCUAUCAGCAUUGUGCAGCCCACUCUGAUCCUGGAUAAAGACGGCGUGGCUCAGGAGAGGCCCAGCCGGCUGCCCCGACACCCCAAGAAGAAGCAGAGGGUCCCAGCUGAGCCGGAGCUUUCCGAGUCAGACGAAUACGUGGACUUCCCCGAGCCGAGGCACGAGCCCAUGACCGAAUUCAACGCUGUCAUCGUCGGCGACGAGCACGAGACCAGCUCCGCUGUGCAGAGUAUCCAACAGGUGGUGGUCCUGGCCGACCCCGGCACUCCGUCAUCCUCCUCCCCCAGCAGCUCGGUGGGGCUGACCAACAUCACGGUCACGCCCAUCACCAGCCACGCCCCCGCACAGUUCACCAGCCUGCAGCCCGUGGCCGUGGGCCAGCUGACUGCCAGCGACCGGCCCCUCACCCUGGACAACUCCAUCCUCACCGUGACCUUCGACGCCGUCAGCGGCUCGGCCAUGCUCCACAACCGGCCGGCCGAACUCGUCCCGGAGACGGUGGGUCCCGGCGGGGGCGCGGCGCCCCAGUCGGUCGCCCACUUCAUCAACGUCACCACUCUGGUCAACCCCAUGGGCCACCAGCUGGAGGCCCCGACUCUGUCCUGGAGGCCCGUACCGGCGGCUGAAGGCAGCCAGGUCACCCCCGUGGUGGAGGGGGCUCAGAGGGAGAGUCAGGAGGUCCAGAGUCAGGGCCCGGAGCCGGGACAUCCCAUCCAGAGCCAGCCCCCCACCCCGCAGCAGCAGCAGCAGCAACAGCAACAUGGCGGCUCUGCACAGCAGAUGUUCAGCUACUAGAGCAGAGACCAGAGGUGCUGGUCACCUCACACUCACACACUGUAAUAUAGUAGAGUAGAUUUUAUCUUUAUCUGUAAUCGUGUAAACUUUGAUCACUGUCACCCUGAUGCCUCUCCAGCCCCAUGGAAGUGAAUGAAAUUGUAAAGAUUUUUUCUUUUCUUUUUUUAUACUGACAAAACACAAUGUUUGUUAAUAAUUAACAUCAUAAUUUAAAAAGAAAAAGACACUCCUCUGGAAGAUUUACAUUUCAAACCAAAGCAACAUGUUGAAUAUUCAAACGCCUUACCAACCUUUUUU
This is a messenger RNA of Perca fluviatilis (European perch), 4065 nucleotides long. RefSeq names its product PR domain containing 15 (gene prdm15). Gene Ontology annotation, biological process: regulation of transcription by RNA polymerase II; cell fate commitment. The record is from RefSeq and is a predicted model, not a curated record. Lineage: Eukaryota; Metazoa; Chordata; Actinopteri; Perciformes; Percidae. Gene Ontology annotation, cellular component: cytoplasm; nucleus. The transcript has 24 exons. Gene Ontology annotation, molecular function: histone deacetylase binding; DNA-binding transcription factor activity; RNA polymerase II cis-regulatory region sequence-specific DNA binding. The coding region runs from base 397 to 3768 and encodes 1123 amino acids.